AUUCGAGCAUAAACGGUGAUUGUUGAGGAGACUGAGCUCCUGGAUUGGCCGAUCGCCGCCGUGGCCAUGGACGACCCUCGCAAACAUCAGGUCUCGUUGCGGGGCGCGAGCGCCAAGGAAAUUACCAGAGACGCCCUGCUCGAGAAGGUCUCUCAGGAACGGGAGCUCCGCCAAUACGCCCGACGCGCCACCGCUGCUGCGCUCUUCCUUCAGAGAGUGUGGAGGCGGUAUAGGGUGACUAAGACGGUGGCGGUGGAGCUGAGAGAGGAGUGGGAGAAGUGCGUGAAGCAGCAGCAAGCUGGUUUAGUCAUCACAUCAAUUUGGAUUUCGAGUCAUGUAGUGAGGCCUUUUCUUUUCUUCAUUACAUGUUUAUCGAUUCGGAAGAGGAGAAUCGAAGCCGCAGAAGUUAGAUCUAUGAAGUAUUGUUUUCAGAUGCUACUAGACAGCUUGAAUUCAACUGACUCGAGGAAGAACUAUUGCACUCUGGCGAUUGGAACUAUUGAGGAGAGAAGAAUUUGGAGUUAUCAGGCGUGGAGGCUGAUUUCUGUUUGUAUGUUUGUUCUUUCGGAAUGUGACAAGUCUCGGUCAGGAAGUCAAGACAUUGUUGCUCUCACAUCCCUGGCAAUGCGGCUUGUUGUGGUCUUGACUGAUGUCAAGGGUUGGAAGAGUGUUGAUGAACAUGACUGUCAGAUUGCGGAUACGGCAGUGAAGGAUUUAGUUCGGUUUAUGGGGGGUGGUGAAAGUGGUCUUUACUCAUCAAUUAGAACAUACAUUAACACAUUGGAUGCUCCUUUCUCUUUGCGGACAAGAAUUAGUGUACCAACAGAUGACAGAUUUUUGAUUACUGCAAGCACAAUAACUUUGGCUCUUAGGCCAUUCCAUGUGUCAAAGUUCGAUGUAAAUAGCCUUGGUUUGUUGGAUGUCCAUAAUGUUGCUGAGAAGUACUCUGUGUUUCUGCUUACAAUUCCUUGGCUUACUCAGCGACUGCCAGCUGUACUUAUACCUGCAAUGAGGCACAAAUCCAUUCUCCAACCUUGUUUUCAAACAUUGCUGAUUUUGAAAGAGAAAAUAUUAAAGGAGAUGCUGGCUGUGGAUCAGUCAAAGUUUCAUGAUUCUUCGAAGGUUAUUCCACCAGUUGGUUGGGCUCUUGCAAACAUCAUAUGCCUAGCUACAGGGGGAGAGUAUGAUUCUGUUGAUCCUGGAGGUUUCCAUCAAGAGUUGGAUUGCGCAUCUUAUAUACAUGCUGUUAAUACUCUUGCAGAAAACUUAUUGUCUAGGCUUGAGAGUGUUGUCCAGGAGAGUCAGGAUCUCCAAAGCAAUGUUGAAACCAGUGAAAAGCCUAGCUCUACGGUUUCAUAUGAGAGUGAAAUGACCCAUGGAUCUAUUAAGUUGUCGUUCUUGGAUAUGCUUAGGCCUGUUUCUCACCAGUGGCACCUUACAGAUCUUUUGACAAUAGUGAACACUCAAGGGUCUGAGACUAUGACACCAGAAAGACAGGAAUAUUCAGGGAAGUUGGAGUUGCUGGAUAUUGUGCAUUUUUAUUCUUUCAUGCUAAGAAUGUUUUCAUAUUUGAAUCCAAGGGUUGGCUCGCUGCCUGUCCUUAACAUGCUAUCGUUUACUCCUGGAUUUCUUGUGAGUCUAUGGGGAGCAUUGGAAACUUAUCUCUUUCCUAGGAUUGUUUGCAGUGAUCGUAAACCCUAUGAUAACAUUAGUAAAACUUCUGGUAGUGGAAAGGAUGGGAAUUCUGGAAAAAGGAAAACGCAUGGCAAUAAUGAUGGAGGUAAAAAGUGGGUCAGUGUCCUUCAUAAAAUUACUGGUAAAUCACAAUCGGGGAUUGGUCACACAGACUUGUGUGCUAAUGAACCCAAGACUAGACUUAUUGACAAAGAGGAUUCUUCUGAUGUUUGGGAUGUAGAACCUGUGAGACCUGGUCCACAAGGUAUUUCAAGAGACAUGUCAUGUAUGCUUCAUCUAUUCUGUGCAAGCUAUUCACACCUGCUUUUGAUUCUCGAUGACAUAGAAUUUUAUGAAAAACAGGUACCAUUUACACUGGAGCAACAACGGCAAAUUGCAUCUGUUCUCAAUACAUUGGUUUAUAAUGGGUUUUCUCAAAGUAUUGGACAGGAGGGUAGACCCCUUAUGGAGUCUGCUGUCAGAUGCUUGCAUUUAAUAUAUGAAAGGGAUUGCAGGCACCAGUUCUGCCCUCCUGUUUUGUGGCUUUCACCUGCUCGAAAGAACCGCCCACCAAUUGCUGUAGCUGCCAGAACUCAUGAAGUGUUGUCAGCUAAUCAAAGAUCAGAUGAUCCUCUGGCUGUGCAAAGUAUGGGAUCUGUUAUAACUACAACUCCACAUGUAUUUCCAUUUGAAGAAAGAGUGGAAAUGUUUAGAGAGUUUAUCAAGAUGGACAAAGCCUCCCGAAUAAUGGCUGGUGAGGUUGCUGGCCCUAGUUCACGAUCAGUUGACAUUGUAGUUCGUCGUGGUCAUAUUUUUGAAGAUGGAUUUCGGCAGUUAAAUUCCCUGGGAUCAAGAUUGAAGUCAUCCAUCCAUGUUUCAUUUGUCAGUGAAUGUGGUCUUCCAGAGGCUGGCCUCGACUAUGGUGGAUUAUCUAAAGAGUUUUUGACCGAUAUAUCAAAAGCUGCAUUCGCUCCCGAGUAUGGACUAUUCUCCCAGACAUCAACCUCGGCCAGACUUCUAAUUCCUAAUCCAUCUGCAAGAUAUCUAGAGAAUGGUAUCCAGAUGAUUGAGUUCCUUGGAAGAGUUGUUGGGAAAGCUCUCUAUGAAGGAAUACUUCUAGAUUACUCAUUUUCUCAUGUUUUUGUACACAAAUUGUUGGGUCGAUAUAGCUUCCUUGAUGAGCUUUCAACACUAGACCCAGAGAUCUACAGGAAUCUCAUGUAUGUUAAGCAUUAUGAUGGUGAUGUUGAGGAACUCUGUCUGGACUUUACAGUUACUGAAGAGUCAUUUGGAAAACGACAUGUUAUUGAGCUAAAGCCUGGUGGAAAGGAUGUUACUGUGACAAGCAAGAACAAAAUGCAGUAUAUCCAUGCAAUUGCUGAUUAUAAGCUUAACCGACAGAUGUUUCUUUUUUCAAAUGCAUUCUAUAGAGGGUUGAUUGAUCUCAUAUCACCAUCUUGGCUGAAAUUAUUUAAUGCAGGGGAAUUUAAUCAGUUGCUUUCAGGUGGAAACCAUGACAUUGAUGUUGAUGACUUGAGAAAGAACACAAGAUAUACUGGUGGUUACUCUGAAGGGAACCGGACGAUUAAAAUCUUUUGGGAGGUGAUUAGUGGAUUUGAACCUACAGAACGGUGUAUGCUUCUGAAAUUCGUGACCAGUUGUUCUCGAGCUCCAUUACUUGGAUUUAAGCACUUGCAACCAACUUUUACAAUCCAUAAGGUUGCAUGCGAUAUCCCUCUGUGGGCAACAAUGAGAGGACAGGAUGUGGAGCGGCUUCCAUCAGCCUCAACUUGCUACAAUACUCUGAAGCUUCCAACAUACAAGCGUCCAAGCACGUUGAGAGAAAAACUACUAUAUGCAAUCAGUUCAAAUGCAGGUUUUGAACUUUCUUGACGAUAUGCCUUCAGGUGUCCUCUCUUUCUUUGCCUUCAUACAUUGGGAUUGGAGGUCCUCAGACCUCUUAGACGUUAUGAUGUCUUGUAAAUGUAUAUCAGUAGUGGAUAUUAUUAUAGAUAAGAGGAUAUAUGUCAAUUGUAUUUGUUGUCUAGCA
Messenger RNA from Fragaria vesca subsp. vesca, 3724 nucleotides. RefSeq names its product E3 ubiquitin-protein ligase UPL7-like. The transcript is spliced from 15 exons. Gene Ontology annotation, molecular function: ubiquitin protein ligase activity. Bases 67 to 3567 code for a protein of 1166 amino acids. The record is from RefSeq and is a predicted model, not a curated record. Lineage: Eukaryota; Viridiplantae; Streptophyta; Magnoliopsida; Rosales; Rosaceae. Gene Ontology annotation, biological process: ubiquitin-dependent protein catabolic process; protein polyubiquitination.